Messenger RNA from Exophiala dermatitidis NIH/UT8656, 5289 nucleotides. RefSeq names its product sulfite reductase (ferredoxin). Gene Ontology annotation, molecular function: NADP binding; 4 iron, 4 sulfur cluster binding; sulfite reductase (ferredoxin) activity. NCBI's taxonomy places the organism in Eukaryota, Fungi, Ascomycota, Eurotiomycetes, Chaetothyriales, Herpotrichiellaceae. The transcript is spliced from 2 exons. The record is from RefSeq and is a predicted model, not a curated record. Gene Ontology annotation, cellular component: sulfite reductase complex (NADPH). The coding region runs from base 462 to 5117 and encodes 1551 amino acids. Gene Ontology annotation, biological process: amino acid biosynthetic process; sulfate assimilation.
UGCUCUUUUGCCUGCGUCUGCCCUUGAAGUGCCCCUCGGAAUAGCUCCUAGUGGACGGCUAGUACCAUUUUCCUGCUGGGCCCGUUUAAAAAUCCAUUUGUUCACCUCACCACCAUGUUUCUCCACCGCCGCCUCGAACACUGGCAGAAGAUGUCGCCAUCGCCCAACAACCAAUGACGGCGUUUACAGUGCAAAUGACGAGCUCACCAUCACCGACUGCCGUGCGAGAGCCGUUAAAAUUUCACGCAGAAGUAACCGGCAGCGAGUUACCAAAGGUACUCGAACCACCACAGGACCUGGAGGGCGGAGUAGCCAUGCAGUAAUAUUUGGGGUAUUGUCAAUUCCUAUUUCUCUCACCCUCUCGCUCUUCUCCCGACCCUGCUCACUCCUGUUGCUUCCUGUGAUUGUGUCUUUGUUUCUUGUUUGGUGCACUGUGUCUCUCACACGAUCAAGACAGAGACAUGGGGUCGGUAGCGAGCCCCGCAGAGGCUGUUGCGAGAAUCGCCUACCUCGCCAGCGAUGUCGUUCUGUCUGUCCAGCCGUCGUUGAGCACUCAUUCUGAGUUCUCCCACCACCUGGCUCGCUUCUCGUCCAGCAACGCGAAAAGCUUCGUUUCCAAGGCUCUUCCAGAAAUUGUUCCAGUUCGUCAAAAUGCAGACCCUCUGCUCUCAGCAUAUACUCCUCUAGAAGCUGGGAAAUUGGUCUCCGUGACAACGCCUUCCUCCAUCCUCCUGAACUCCAUUCCUCACCUCUAUAAACUUGCCGAAUAUCCUGUGGUGCUACAUGUGGCCCUGGCAACGCCAAACUCAGACUUUUCCGAGAUCAGCGCCAUUCGACAGUGCGGGUUCACCUUUUUGCAGUCGGAAACUCUUCAGGAGGCGCAGGAUAUUGCCUUGACCGCACAUGCUCUGGCUAUCAAGAGCGGGAAAGGUGUCAUCCAUUUCUACGACCCCCUCAAUUCGGUCCAGGAUAGCCCUAUCCCGGCGGAGAGCAAAGAACUGGUUGAGACCCUUCUUGGAACUGGCGUGGGUCAACGAGCAUCACACACCAGUUCUGAAGAACAGACUCUUUACGCCAACAAUGGGAGGACUGCUACCGUGACCGAGCUCGGUCUUCCAGAGGUCGCUCCUCAGCACACUUCUCCUGGAUUGACAAGGGAACUGUUGUCCCCUGUCGCACAUGGAUCCUCGACCAAUGGCACCACCGAGGUCUCUUCCGUACCGUCAUCUAGACGAGACAGUUCUUCCGAAAGCAACGCCCCAUCCUCCAUAGCGACAACGGUUGAGACUCCAGUCAUUCGCCCCGUAUCUGCAACCGAUAUUUUCACCUUUGUCAGUGAUAUCUGGGCCGCAAUCUCGCGGGCUACUGGCCGCAGUUACUCCGCCAUUGAAUAUUCUGGCCCGCCAGAUGCCGACGCUGCAAUCUUUAUCUUCGGCUCGACAGGCGUCUUUGUCGAUGUUCUUGACUCCGACGAAUGUCCCGCUGAUCUGACAAACGUUGGCUUGAUCACUGCUCGAUUAUACCGCCCUUGGCUCGGCAGCGCAGUCCUCCUUGAUUCCAUUCCGAGAUCUAUCAAGAAGAUUGCGGUUCUCGAACAGAUUAAGAGAAAGACUACCAGAUGGGGCCCCACCUUCCUUGACUUGCUGUCCAGCUUAGCACCCGGGGCUGGUGGACGACCUCCCAUCGAUCUGGUGCAGUACAGGCUCGGUCAGAUCGACCAAGCAACAGCCUUGCAGGCCUUGCGCGGGAUCUUCCAGAAUCUUGCUCCGCCAACCACGCCAAGAAAACACUCUCGGCGCCGGGGUCACUCACAGGCUGCUAUCGUUCCGAUCCAGAACCUCAGCAUUGGAAAGGAGCUGGAGCCUACCAUCGACAGCUUUGUUCCUGAACAGCCCGAGUUGGAAAAUGCCUAUCUCAAAAUUCUUGAUCAACUGUUCAGCAACCGACUGUACAUUGCAAACCGACUACAGGAGAAGAACGCGGGUGUUUCUGCGACACUUGCUACUUCGCCCGAAUACGGCUUUGGCUCGCUUCUGGCGCGGAUUGAGAAACGUCAGGAGCUUGUCAAGGAAGUCGAAAAGGCCGCUCGUAGCAACGAGUUCAUCACGGAGUCACCGAAGCAGUGGCUGUCGAGAUGGGCGUUGAACGCCUACGAUUCUGUCAAAGCGAACGAAUAUGCACCCGAAGUGAUCGCUCGGUUAUCCACUGAUGGAUCCAGCCUAUCAAACAAGCUUCUGGACAGCAAGACUCUCUUCUACAAGGAGGCUCAAUGGCUGAUUGGAUCUGACGCCUGGGCAUAUGAUCUGGGUAAUUCUGGAGUCCAUCAUGUUCUGGCCUCCGGCGCCAACGUCAACAUGCUGAUCAUCGACUCGGAACCAUAUUCGGAGCGAACAGCUGCCGAUUCCAUGAGACGAAAGAAAGAUAUUGGACUGUAUGCCAUGAACUUCGGCAAUGCUUACGUCGCAUCAGUUGCGGUGUACAGCUCCUACACUCAGGUGCUGCAGGCGAUGAUUGAAGCCGAGAAAUUCAACGGUCCUUCAGUUGUGCUGGCUUACCUACCCUAUCACAAGGAGACCGACUCGCCAUUGACUGUUUUGCAAGAGACCAAGAAAGCCGUUGACAUGGGCUACUGGCCACUUUACCGAUGGGAUCCUUCCAACGAAGAUAAGGGCGAGCCCACUUUCCACCUGGACUCGGAGCGAAUCAAGCGUGAACUAGAAGAGUUCCUGCGGCGAGACAACCAACUCACACAACUCAUGAACCGGCACCCACGAUUCGCUGCCAGUCUGUCUGAGUCUUACGGCUCUGAAGUGCGGAAGCUGCAGAAACGCAAGGCCAAGGAUGCAUACGAACAAAUGUUGGAGGGUUUGUAUGGCGCUCCAUUGACAAUUCUGUUCGCAUCAGACAACGGCAACGGUGAAAGCUUGGCCAAGAGACUGGCCAAUCGUGGCAAGGCUCGAGGGCUGAAGACCAUGGUGAUGGCGAUGGACGACUAUCCCCUGGAGGAUCUUCCUGGUGAGGAGAAUGUUGUCUUGAUCACCAGCACAGCCGGCCAGGGAGAGUUCCCCCAGAAUGGUCGCGCAUUUUGGGAAGGGGUCAAGGACGCGGCCGAUCUUGACCUGUCAAACGUCCAUUACUCGGUCUUUGGAUUGGGUGAUAGCCAUUACUGGCCACGCAAGGAGGAUAAAAUUUUCUACAACAAGCCGGCCAAGGAUCUCGAUGCCCGUCUUCAAUUCCUAGGUGCCAAGCUGUUGACCCCUGUCGGGCUAGGUGACGACCAGGAUCCUGACAGCUACCAGACCGGGUACCAAGAAUGGGAACCUCGGUUGUGGCAAGCGUUGAACGUUGCCAAUGUCGAAGGUAUCCCAGAAGAGCCUGCUCCACUGACCAACGAGGACAUCAAGCUCGCUUCGAAUUACCUGCGAGGCACGAUUGCUGAAGGAUUGGAGGAUACAUCCACGGGCGCCAUCUCGGCGUCUGACCAACAACUCACCAAAUUCCACGGCACAUACAUGCAGGACGACCGUGAUCUGCGAGACGAACGAAAGGCUCAAGGUCUUGAGUCUGCUUAUUCUUUCAUGAUCCGUUGUCGACUACCAGGUGGUGUGGCCACCGCCAAACAGUGGUUACAAAUGGACGAGAUUGCCUCGGCUCAUGGAAACGAAACCAUGAAGCUGACCACCAGACAAACGUUCCAAUUUCACGGAGUCAUCAAGUCCAAGUUGCGACCUGCUAUGCGAGCAAUCAACAAGGCCCUGAUGACCACCAUUGCGGCAUGUGGCGACGUCAACCGAAAUGUCAUGUGUUCCAGUCUGCCAACCAUGUCAGAAUACCACAAGGAGGUGCAUGCCGUUUCGAAGAAGAUUUCGGACCAUCUCCUACCAUCUACAACUGCUUACCACGAGAUCUGGCUCAAGGAUGACACGACUGGCGAGAAGACGCAAGUGGCCGGUGAUGCCGUUCAGGACUACGAGCCACUUUACGGACCCACGUAUCUUCCUCGAAAGUUCAAGAUCACAAUUGCCAUUCCUCCUCACAACGACACAGACGUGUACGCCCACGACAUUGGUUUGAUCGCCAUUCGAUCCAAGGACGGCCAUCUGGAAGGGUUUAAUGUCCUCGCAGGAGGCGGUAUGGGCGUGACGCACAACAACAAGAAGACCUAUCCUCGAACUGGGUAUAUGUUAGGCUACGUUCCCGCCGACCAGGCUCACCUUGUAUGUGAAAAGAUCAUGCUCGUCCAGCGCGAUCACGGUGACCGCAAGAACCGUAAGCAUGCCCGUUUGAAGUACACCAUGGAUGACAUGGGCAACGAGGUCUUCAAGUCCAAGGUGCAAGAGCUGCUCACUCCUCUGGGCGUCAAAUUCGACACACCCCGGCCUUUCAAAUUCCACUCCAACAUCGACACUUUUGGAUGGCAGAGGGACGAGAAGGGUUUGAACCAUUUUACCUUCUUCAUUGAGAACGGUCGUAUUGAAGAUACCGCCGACUUCCCCAUGCGGACGGGACUCCGAGAAAUCGCCAAGGUUCACAAGGGCGAGUUCCGACUCACCGGCAACCAGCAUUUGAUCCUGUCGAAUGUGACGGACGAAGACAAGCCAGCGCUCGCCGAGUUGAUGAAGAAGUACAAGCUUGACAACACGCAGUUCUCUGGACUGCGACUGUCCAGCUCCGCUUGCGUGGCUUUCCCCACCUGUGGUCUCGCCAUGGCCGAGUCGGAGCGCUACCUCCCUCAACUUAUCAACAAGCUGGAAGACUGUCUUGAGCAGAACGGUUUGGCCCAGGACAGCAUCGUGAUGCGCAUGACUGGUUGCCCCAACGGUUGCGCUCGACCAUGGCUCGCCGAGGUUGCUUUCGUCGGCAAGGCCUAUGGCGCCUACAACAUGUAUCUUGGCGGUGGGUACCAUGGACAGCGUCUGAAUAAGCUUUACCGAAGCAGUAUCAAGGAAGACGAGAUCUUGGAGAUCAUGAGAGGUCUGUUUUCCCGCUACGCCAAGGAGAGGAACCCCGGCGAACACUUUGGCGACUGGACCAUCCGUGCCGGGAUCAUCAAUGAGACCACCGAGGGCAAGAACUUCCAUGAGGGCACGGCCGAGGACGAGAGUGAUGGCGAGUAAUUGGUCAAAUCGCUCGGUUUUGUAUAGCAGCAAGAUGAUCCUUGGAUCUCCAAUACCGGAGGGUAUAUAAGUACCGGUAGAUUAUAUAUAGUAUUUCUGUCACAGCAUAGCAUAGCAUAGCCUGAGUUUAUUGUUUGAAACAUCUGCUCCAAUAUCUGUGUAUCCCUUCCUG